UCUCUCCCUCCAUCUCUUCCGCUGUUUCGAGUUCCAAGCUAGAAGACAUCAUGGAUCCCUCAGAAAUGAGAUACUUGUAAGAGGAGGAUAGCCUGAUGGCGAAGACCUUCGAGGGUGCAAUUGGGGGUCUGGUCGUUGGGGCUCUUUGCGGAACUGCGCGGGCGGCUUGGGCUUGGAAAGGCGUUCCUCGUGCUCAGAGGAACGUAACUCUUCCAGUGCUCAUCGGGACGCUGAAGGUGAUACGAAAUCACGGGUUGGUAGGUGCUGCAGUCGGGGGCAUUUACUCUGGCUCUGAACAGCUGGCGCAGCGCUUUCGGAUGAAGCGGGAUUUUGUCAAUGGUGCUGUUGGUGGUUUCGUGGCUGGCGCUUCAGUUGUUGGCUUUGGAGCGAGGAGCAUCCCGGCAGCAAUCAAGGCUGGAGCAACUUGUGCGGCCCUCUCUACUCUGGGCGAUUUGGGAGCUGAAGCCGUCGAGAAAAGAGCUGGAGCCGAUUCUUGAUUUUAACCUGGGAGGAGACAAGAAAGCUCUUCCGGGGAAGAAUUCGGCUUCUGAAGCGGUAGAAGUUCACUCUUGAGAUCUCUUUUCAAUGUUUUUUUUUUUUCUGUUUCAGGAGAUGUGAAAUCAUCAGACUCUUCACUCUUGGUUUCUUCCUGUUGCUGAAGUUCAAUCCUUUGUCGGAUAAUCCUACAAUAAAAAAUCUCUUGACGUAGUUUGUGAAAAAAUAUGAUAAAAUGUGUGAGAUUUUGGGACA
This is a messenger RNA of Tarenaya hassleriana, 750 nucleotides long. Its product is annotated as outer envelope pore protein 16-3, chloroplastic/mitochondrial-like. Gene Ontology annotation, molecular function: transmembrane protein transporter activity. The transcript is spliced from 3 exons. Gene Ontology annotation, biological process: protein insertion into mitochondrial inner membrane. The record is from RefSeq and is a predicted model, not a curated record. NCBI's taxonomy places the organism in Eukaryota, Viridiplantae, Streptophyta, Magnoliopsida, Brassicales, Cleomaceae. Gene Ontology annotation, cellular component: TIM22 mitochondrial import inner membrane insertion complex. Bases 96 to 497 code for a protein of 133 amino acids.